AUAGAGAAGAUUUAGAGGGAAAAUAUUCGGCGGCUUGUGUGGAUUUGUUUUCGCUCCAAAUACACAGAGAGGAGAAAGACAGCUCUCCGGUCAUGCAGCACUACGGGGUGAAUGGCUACUCGCUCCACGCCAUGAACUCACUGAGCGCCAUGUACAACCUCCACCAGCAGGCGGCGCAACAGGCCCAGCAUGCGCCUGACUACAGGCCUUCAGUGCAUGCCCUCACACUAGCAGAGAGACUGGCUGACAUUAUCCUUGAGGCCCGAUAUGGAUCCCAGCACCGAAAGCAGCGGCGCAGUCGGACAGCCUUCACAGCCCAGCAGCUGGAGGCCCUGGAGAAAACUUUUCAGAAGACCCACUACCCUGAUGUGGUGAUGCGUGAACGUCUGGCUAUGUGCACCAACCUGCCUGAGGCUCGUGUUCAGGUUUGGUUCAAGAAUCGCCGAGCUAAGUUCCGUAAAAAGCAGCGCAGCCUGCAGAAGGAACAGCUCCAGAAACAGAAGGAGGCAUCUGGACCUGCAGAGGGCUCCACAGAGGAAUCUAAGACCGAUCUCAGCACAGCUAACACCCUGGUUCCUGAGGCCCGCACUCCUCCACCUCCUUCCUCCACAUCCUCCUGUCAUUCUGAGACAGAGAGGCUGGCAGCCGCACGGCCACAGCCCGGAGAGAUGAGUGUGGAAGUCAACGUCACCUCCCCUGAGCCAUCAGACAGUGAGUCAGCAGCAGAAGAUAACGCUGACAGAGAGGAGGACGAAAUGAGGGGGGAGACAAGGGUGAAGAUCAGGGAGGAGAUGCAAGGGGAAGGAGGGGUGCAGCCACGGAGCAGAUCACCAUCCUGCAAACGACUGAGUCCAACAUCAGAUUCUCCCCUCAGCUCCCCAACCUUACCCUCCUCUAGCAGCGCCACCACUGGAUUGGCACAAAGCAACUCCUACGCCUCCUCUCCUCUCAGCCUCUUCCGGCUGCAGGAGCAGUUUCGGCAACACAUGGCCGCCACAAACAACCUGGUGCACUACCCGUCCUUUGACAUGAGCACGCCCUCUUCUCUGCCUUACCUGGGCAUGAACGUCAACAUGCCAUCCCCACUGGGCUCGCUGCCCUGCCAGUCCUACUACCAGACCCUGUCGCAGGCCCAGCAGGUGUGGAAUAGCCCGCUACUGCAGGCGGCACCAGGCAGCCUCCCUGGAAGCCUCAACAGCAAGACCACCAGCAUCGAAAACCUCCGUCUGAGGGCCAAGCAGCAUGCAGCUUCACUGGGAUUGGACACACUUCCCAACUAAAGCUCGGACAGCUGAGGCUACAACCUCCAGCCAGGGCCGUACCUACGAAAUAUGGUUCCUGUCAACAUAUGGUGACACUUUGUCCCCCUUCACCUUCUUUCUGACCUCACAUUACCAUUUGCAAAUAUAAGUAUCCAACCAAAACUUUCAAAGAAGCAAAAAACUCAAGGCUGACAAGAAGAGAACAUCUUAGGUCCCAAGAGUCCAAACUACAAAUUUAAGCUUUUUUAUCUUUUAAAUGUCAAAGUUUAAUUUACAGUUCCACUUUUCAAAUUAACCUUUUCUUAAGCCAAAGCAGAACCAAAACUAGUAGAUCCAUUCUAACUCAAGCACGCAUGAAAACUCAAAAUAGGCCUCUGGGUUUUUAACAAGACUUUAUUCUGUUCCCUCGUCUUCAUUGUAAGCAUACAGCUCACUAUGGGAAGCAUGGCAGACAGUCAAAACAAAAAACAAGAAACUAACAUCUCAAAGGACUUUGCUAUCAUGAUUGAGCCUUUUGGACUUUUGCCCAGCAGAUCUUGGGAUCUUCUUGUAUGUGCCUCCUCUUGGUCAGCAGCAUAUUUCCAGCUGUACUUAUUUUAGCUUCUCACUUUGAUUUCAUGAAGCUAAAAGACAUGAAAAUGUUCUCUAUUACUAACUAACUAUGCAUGCAUGAACCCAGCUGAAGCAUGGCUUGCAGCCGUACACCUCAAAAUGAAGGCUUGUCAGAUCUAAUAUCAAAAUAAAGCUUGGGUGAAUCAUUAUAUCCCAGACCAAAUACAUUUUUUUGUAGAUGACACGUUACGCUCCCGGUUUAAAAUAACAUCACCCAGCUCCAUAUUCAAGAAUCCAUUUAGCAUUGUAAAUAUCAGUCAAUGUUUCCCCCGUUUGUCCGGCUCAAGAGUAACUCGACAUCUCCUUUUUCGUGAGGAAUUUGAGAGAAGACAUUCCAUUUAUUCUUUUGGAUUUUGGCUUUAAGUGAAGGACCUCCAGCAGAAAUGAAGAAGGCGCGGUGACAAAUAAAUAUGAACCCAGUUGUGGUUUUGUUCAGAACUCAACAGUUGUCACUUUUUCUGAGCCAGUGGCUUUUUAUGCAGAGAGACGCACA
Cheilinus undulatus (humphead wrasse) is the source of this 2367-nucleotide messenger RNA. RefSeq names its product diencephalon/mesencephalon homeobox protein 1-B-like. Gene Ontology annotation, molecular function: DNA-binding transcription factor activity, RNA polymerase II-specific; RNA polymerase II transcription regulatory region sequence-specific DNA binding. The transcript has 5 exons. The coding region runs from base 93 to 1280 and encodes 395 amino acids. NCBI's taxonomy places the organism in Eukaryota, Metazoa, Chordata, Actinopteri, Labriformes, Labridae. Gene Ontology annotation, biological process: regulation of transcription by RNA polymerase II. The record is from RefSeq and is a predicted model, not a curated record.